AUGUAUCAAAUCGAAGAGCAUCUAGCGCCAUUACCAGGCGUUAUUACCAACUCACUAUUAGACGAAUCCAGUUCCGACAAUGAUUCCAGCGUUGAGGUUACCUCUAUUGUCGAUGAAAAUGAAUAUGAAUUAAUCAAAUGGACUAAUUAUUUACAAUUUAAUUCAGACUUGGACGAUGAUAGCGAUGAUAAUUAUUCUUCGACUCAAUCUGCAUCACUCGUUAAUUAUUCGUCGUCAGAAUCAUCCAGUGAUGAUGAAAACUUAUUACAAUCAUCUCAUCAAGCUGCAUCUUCUAAUAACAACAGCACUGUCGAUACUACGUCUUCGUCAACAUCAACUACCAUUAAAAAACGUAAGCGACGUCAAUGGACCGUAAACGAAAAAUUAAAUGCGAUCGUCUACUUCGAAAAGAACAACAACAAAUCUCAAACAGCCAGUGAUAUCGGAUGUGCUACAAAACAACUUCGUAAAAAACGCACGCGUCGCAAUGGAGCUGGUGAAAGAUUAACUUAUGUGGACCUUGAUUCUCGUUUACUUGUCUGGUAUCGUCAAAAACGUACUGAUCCUGGAUCAACAACAACACCUGUUGCUGAUAUUCGUAAAGAAAAAGUGACAUUUCGUUAUCUUCAACGUCGUGGACGACAAUUAAGCCAAGAAUUAAAUCACCCAUGUCCAUCAUCAAAAUGGUUUGGUCGUUUUCUCGUUCGCCAUCGACUUUCUCUUCAACGUCCAAAACGACAACAAAAAUUUCCACUCGCCGAAGUUCAUCAAAAAGCUACUUCAUUCUAUAAUUAUCUACGACGAGCUAGUCGAUGGGCUCCAAAACGUGGCCCAAUGGGGGCCUUUACUCCUCGUGACGUAUUCGAUAUGGACGAAUCUCCACUUGCAUUAUUCGGCGAUCAAGCAAAACGAUCAAUUAAUGAUAUCAACACUUGUAAUGAAGUAGAAGGAUGUUUAAGUAAUAAAAGAUUUUGCACGGUUAUUCUUACAGUCUCAGGCGAAGAUCAACGUGUUGACCCUGUCCUAACUCUUCAAAAUUAUACGUAUGAUCCAUCCGUAAUUAAUUGUGUAUCAUUAAAUAUUAAUGACGACGAUGAUGAAGAACAAAUUCAAAAUGCAGCUACAUUAGCUGCAGAACAACAUAAAAUUAUAUUAAAUGAAAAAAAUAAACAAUUAAAAUUUACUGACUUAUGGAAAAAGUAA
This is a messenger RNA of Adineta steineri, 1203 nucleotides long. NCBI's taxonomy places the organism in Eukaryota, Metazoa, Rotifera, Eurotatoria, Adinetida, Adinetidae. The record is from the annotation of a GenBank genome assembly.